GGACAUCACUUGUCUGAUGAACUGAAACUCCCCGGGAGAUACCGAGGGAGGAAGAUGGCGGCCACUGACCGUUCCCGGUCCGAAGCGGCGAAGCAGCGGCGGCAGGAUCAGCUGCAGCGGUGGCAGGGCUCGGAGACGGACCGGACCGGGGUGGAGGCGAGGAUCCUGUCCUCGGCUCCCGGAAACCGGCGGGCCCGAGUGCGCUUCGCCCAGGGCGCUGUGUUCAUGGCCGCUUGCUCCGCCGGAGACCGGGAGGAGGUGGCGGAGCUCCUGCGACAGGGAGCUGAUAUCAAUCACGCCAAUAUAGACGGGCUGACGGCACUGCAUCAGGCCUGUAUUGAUGAAAAUGCUGACAUGGUUCAGUUUCUGGUGGAGAGCGGCAGUGACGUGAACCGAGGAGACAACGAAGGCUGGACGCCCCUCCACGCUGCGGCCUCCUGCGGUUUCAUCCAGAUCACAAAGUACUUGAUCGAGCACGGCGCACAAGUGGGAGCGGUGAACAGCGAGGGAGAACUUCCUCUCGACGUCGCUACGGAGGACGUCAUGGCGAGACUGCUGAAAGCAGAGAUUAAAAAACAGGGUAUUGAUGUGGACCAGGCCCGGAGAGAGGAGGAGCGAGUGAUGCUCCAGGACGCCAUGGCCGUGUUGGCAGGAAGUGGCUCUCUGGUCCCUCAUCUGAACACUCAGGCCACCGCACUGCAUGUCUCCGCUGCUAAAGGAUACAUCGAGGUGUUAAAGGUGCUGUUGAAGUGUGCGAUAGAUGUGGACAGCCGGGACAGUGACGGCUGGACGGCUUUCCACGCGGCGGCUCACUGGGGUCAGGAAGAGGCUUGCAGUCUAUUGGCUGAACACAUGUGUGACAUGAGCGCCGUCAAUAAUGUGGGCCAGACGGCACUCGACGUAGCCGAUGAGAACAUCGUCGAUAACUUGGAGGAACUGCAGAAGAAGCAAAAAGCUAUGCGUUCAGAGCUACAGAAGAUCAAGCCGCCCGUCAUUGACACCAGCCCACCGGUUUCCAUGGCACCAGCUCGCCCUCGCAGGACGUCCAUCUCUCGUAUGAGCAGCAGAGAGAAGAUCACCCUGCAUGAGCGAGAGAAGCAUGCUCCGCCCACUCUUCAGACUCCGCCCACAGAAGAGGACGAAGACGAGUCGACGCGCUCAGCCGGCCAAUCCAAACCCUCCAGCAGCUCCAGUUCAGAAGAAGAGAGCGAAUCAGAGAGCGACGCAGAGUCAGAAAAAGCAAAAACUCGAGAACUGAUCAACAACUUGAACAACAAACGCAAUGCAGCGGCCGUAGCGAGCUCUGUGACCAGCACUGCCCUCAACCAGGUUAAAAAGGCUGAACCCGUUCGGGCCCCGGUGACCGAGGCUCCGGGUUCCUGGAGAACGUCUCUGCGUAAAGCGGGAAGUUCUGUGACGCUGGGCUCGGCCGGGGCCUCUGAUCCAACCACUGAGGCCCUCAAGGACCCCGAGACCAAACUGGGAAUGACACGCUCUGCAUCCAGUCCCAGACUGAGCUCAGAAACUGAAAAUAAGGAGCCCAGGUUGGCCCGUGUGCAGCCCACCCCGUCCAGGCGCUUAUUCAGCAUCAGCGACACCAGCGCCAGCACCAACCCCGACAGCUCCAGCAGCUUGUUGAGCCGGAGCUCUUCGUACACACGCCGAUUGAACAGCCAAUCCACUGGAGAAGUGUCGGGUCCAAACCCCUCGUUACCUCGCAGCUCAUCUUAUGGAAGGAAACUUGACGACCCUUCAGUGACCUCUGUAACCACGGGAACCUCUGGACUCAGUCGCCUCAAUAGUCUUCUGGCUCAGAGGUCGGCUCAGGAAGAGGCUGAAAAGAAGGAGCCCGUCUCCAAUUCUGUGCCCACGACAACCACAUCAGGCGAGCCAGAGACCAAACAGAGACGCAAGUCCUAUCUGACUCCUGUGCGCGACGAGGAAGCGGAAGCUCAAAGAAAAGCCCGAUCCAGACAUGCCCGUCAGUCCAGACGCUCCACACAGGGAGUUACUCUCACAGAUCUGCAGGAAGCGGAGAAGACAAUGAAGACGGAAAACAAGGGAAAGGAGAAGAAAGAGGAGGAGGAGAAAGAAGCGAAGCAGAAGAAGGCAGAGGAAGGGGAGGUGAGCUGGCGCUCUCGUAUCGCUAACCUGCAGAAGUCGGAUUUGCUGGGACUCACACACCCCCCUGGUGCUCCACGUCCUGACAGACAAGAUGCAGACAGCGCAGCCGCAGACAUUGAGGAGCGAGCGAGGGAGCGCAGGAGAGCCAGAGCGAGGAGAAGAGGAAAAACUGGAGAGGGCGAUGACUAUGAUCCCAGUGGAGAGGAGGAGAGUAGUGGUGGGCGGGACCCACAGACAGACAGACACGUGAGCAGCAGGUUUGAUUCGGUCUUGAAUGACUGUAUCACGAGAGGAUCGGAGUCCCGGGACUUUAAGAAGUUGUUUGAGGAGAUGUCCAGAGAGAACCGCCGUCUGCAGUCACAGUUAUCAGACACACAGAGAACCAUUUCACUGACCCGCGUGGAGCUGGAAAAGGCCACACAGAGGCAGGAGAGAUUCACGGACUGCACGGCUCUGCUGGAAAUGGAAAAGAAGGAGAAAAAGAUGUUAGAGAGGCGAGCCGCUGAGUUGGAAGAGGAGUUAAAGGUUUUAGGGGAUCUGAGAGCGGACAACCAGAGGCUGAAGGACGAGAACGGUGCGCUCAUCAGAGUCAUCAGCAAACUCUCCAAAUAGAGCGAGAGAAGGACGAGCAGAAGACCGAGAGAGAGAGAAAGAGAAACUCACAACCCCACACACACACACACACACCGACAUCCUUCCCGAGAGCCAAAGAAGGGAAAAGAGGAGGAGAGGAACGACAGAGAGGAAUGUCACUGUUUGAUGACGGGAUCUUUUACCUUCCUGCAGGACUGUGUGUGUGUGUGUGUGUGUGGCGUGUUUCAACUUCAUCCAUGUUCUCAGGAGGCCAACAAGCGAGGAGGAGAUGCAACCGAGCUCUCUUUCUCUCUCUCACACACACACACUCGCACUCGUGCACCAUGCACAUUCCCAUAAGCGUGAGCGCACACACUCCACACACAUUCCACGAGUCUCAGGCAGCUGAAGUCUGCAGUAUUUUUGCAUCUUUGCACAAACACACACACACACACACACACGAUUGAGAGGUUCUCCACUAAAGGUGGUCUGAAUAUGCCAGCUCGACAAUCAUUCGUUGACAUUGGUGCAGAUUUUCAUGCUUGCCGAAAACACGCCAGGCUGUUGUUUCGCAGCUAGUUAUGCUAUGCAUCUUUUUUUAAAAAGCGACACGUAUGGCGAGCGAUGCGGAAAUGUCUAUUUUCGUAUUUUUUACCCUCGUUUGAUCCAUCCUUGCUCCUGUCGUCGAGGGCGACGGCUUUUGUUUAUUGUGUAAAUGUACAAAUAUUACGCAUUUGAACUCCUAACGCUAUAAACUGUAACUUGGUAUCAGCUCUAUUUUCUCCACGUGUUGUUUUUCUAAUAUAUUAAAUGACUGUUGGCACUUAAUAAAAUAUCUGUGUUUGUA
Molecule: messenger RNA, 3544 nt
Organism: Rhinichthys klamathensis goyatoka
Lineage: Eukaryota; Metazoa; Chordata; Actinopteri; Cypriniformes; Leuciscidae
Product: protein phosphatase 1 regulatory subunit 12A
Exons: 24
Coding region: 55-2736 (893 amino acids)
Biological process (GO): signal transduction
Cellular component (GO): A band; Z disc; cytoplasm
Molecular function (GO): protein kinase binding; enzyme inhibitor activity; phosphatase regulator activity
Source: RefSeq, a predicted model, not a curated record